UCCAAUCACAUAGGUAUCGACAUCUCUUCUGCCAAAUCUGUAAACACUACCUCAUGUUUUAGUUCUUAUCUAUGGGAAACUAUGAGAACUGAACGUAGCCCUUGGGAGGCUUGGAUUGAUUAUGAUUCAAGUUCCCAAAACUUGAGUGUUGUAUUGACUUGUGGUAAUAAAUUUUUUAAUUGUGGGAACUGUACUGUCAACUAUAAUGUUGAUCUCAGGAUAUAUCUUCCAGAAAAGAUCACUGUUGGAUUUUCUUCAUCCACAGGUUAUAAUGCUGAGCUACAUCAGCUCAACUCCUGGGAUUUCAGUUCGAGUUUGGAGAUUUAUAAUUCGAAUAAUUUGGGACCAUCUAUGGGGAUGGUGGUGGGAUUGGCUGUGGGUGGAGCCGUGGCCAUGAUUAUUACUGUCAUGGGUUUGUUUUUGUUUAUCAAGAGGAGAAAGAAACAGCAAAGCAAAGCAGAUGUCGAAAGUGAUGUGAUCUUAGAUGUACCGACGGGACCUAGGGAGUUCACGUUUGCUGAAUUGGCUCGAGCAACAAGGAAUUUUGAUGAGGAACAAAAGCUUGGAGAAGGAGGAUUUGGAGGUGUUUAUAGAGGCUUCUUAAGUGAUCUCAAUAAGGAUAUUGCUGUGAAGAGGAUCUCUAAAGGGUCUAAACAGGGGACAAAGGAAUAUGCUUCAGAGGUGAAGAUCAUUAGUCGAUUGCGGCAUAGGAAGCUUGUGCAACUUAUUGGUUGGUGCCACCAACGGAAAGAGCUACUUCUUGUGUACGAGUUCAUGCCCAAUGGAAGCCUUGAUUUCCAUCUAUUUCAAAACAGGGGUUUUUUGACAUGGGAUUCAAGGUACAAGAUAGCUCUUGACUUAGCCUCUGCAUUACAGUAUUUGCAUGAAGGUUGGGAACAAUGCAUUGUCCACAGGGAUAUUAAAUCCAGUAAUGUAAUUCUAGAUACCCAUUUCAACGCUAAACUUGGGGAUUUUGGUCUGGCUAAGCUUGUGGAACAUGGUAGCAUAGGAGACAUUAAUACAGCAUCACAAACACAAAUAACCAAUGUAGCUGGUACCAUGGGAUACAUGGCGCCUGAAUAUGUUGUUACUGGUCAGGCCACGAAAGAAUCAGAUAUCUAUAGCUUUGGCAUUGUUCUUUUAGAAAUUGCUUGUGGGAGACGGCCCAUUGAGAUUAAGGCUGACCCAAGUGAAAUAAGUUUGGUAAAGUGGGUUUGGGAGCUCUAUGGAACUCAAAAACAUCUUGAAGCUGCUGACCCAAGUCAAGGUAUGGAUUUUGACAAGCGACAAGUAGAGUGUUUGAUGAUUGUUGGGCUAUGGUGUGCUCACCCAGACUACAAACUCAGACCUUCCAUUGAAAAAGCUAUUCAUGUUCUCCAAUUUGAUGCUCCACUGCCCAUUCUACCAUGUAAGAUGUCUAUGCCCACAAAUAAAUCCCCUCUUCCAUUCAAUAUGUCUACAUUCUCGAUUGCAUCUUCCCAACCUUCGUCCAGUAGCAGCACCAUUGAUUCCUGCAAGUUAAACAGGUCAUCAUCUCCUUCAUCUUCUCCCUCUAUAUUCCUCUUGAAUAAUCCACGUUAAGCAGAAAUGUAAAGUCUUAAGUUCAAGAUUG
Molecule: messenger RNA, 1612 nt
Organism: Telopea speciosissima
Lineage: Eukaryota; Viridiplantae; Streptophyta; Magnoliopsida; Proteales; Proteaceae
Product: L-type lectin-domain containing receptor kinase IX.1-like
Exons: 2
Coding region: 82-1581 (499 amino acids)
Biological process (GO): protein phosphorylation
Cellular component (GO): plasma membrane
Molecular function (GO): carbohydrate binding; protein kinase activity; ATP binding
Source: RefSeq, a predicted model, not a curated record